AGAGUUUCUGAGCAUCUGGAAUCCCGGCCACAUGUAAAGGCAGAUUAUUUUCUGUUUGGAUGCUAGGAGAAUGUAACUGCAGUUUGUGAGCUUGGCACAAACAGCAAUGGGAGCCAAUAAUUCAACUAAGACUACUGUGUGUGACGAAAAUGAAGACGUUAAUUUUAACCACUUUGAAAUUCUCAGAGCCAUUGGCAAGGGCAGCUUUGGAAAGGUUUGCAUCGUUCAGAAAAAUGACACCAAGAAAAUGUAUGCUAUGAAAUACAUGAACAAACAGAAAUGCGUGGAACGCAAUGAAGUGCGAAAUGUAUUCAAAGAACUGCAGAUCAUGCAAGGUCUGGAGCAUCCAUUUCUAGUGAACUUAUGGUAUUCUUUCCAAGAUGAAGAAGACAUGUUCAUGGUGGUAGACCUUCUUCUUGGUGGAGACCUGAGGUAUCAUCUACAGCAAAAUAUACGUUUCACAGAAGCCUCAGUAAAACUUUUCAUCUGUGAACUGGCACUGGCACUUGAUUAUCUCCAGAGUAACAAUAUCAUCCACCGAGAUAUCAAACCUGACAAUAUUCUACUUGAUGAACAAGGUCAUGUACAUAUAACAGAUUUCAAUAUUGCUACUCUCGUGACCAAAGGUUCAAAGAUCACCACGGUAGCUGGAACCAAACCUUACAUGGCUCCUGAGAUGUUCUAUCCAAGAACACAGAUAUGCUACUCAUUUUCUGUUGACUGGUGGUCUUUAGGAGUCACUGCAUAUGAACUUCUAAGGGGCAGGAGACCAUUUCACAUCCACUCAAGUACAUCAGCCACGGACAUAGUCUACGUGUUCCACACAGCCACAGUUACCUACCCUCCUGCCUGGUCGAAAGAAAUAAUAACGCUACUGCACAAACUGCUGGAUAGGAAUCCAGAAGAGCGAUUGUCGUGCCUGGCGGAUAUAAAAGAAAUCCCGUGUUUAUCUGAUAUUAAUUGGGAUGCUGUUCUGCACAAGAAGCAGCUUCCAGAAUUUACCCCAACGAAAGGACGGCUAAACUGUGACCCAACAUUUGAACUUGAAGAAAUGAUCCUAGAAUCCAAACCUUUACAUAAGAAAAAGAAGAGGCUGGCAAAGAGGGUUAAGGACACUGGGAAAGGUUACUCUGCACUGAAUGCCAAUUUGCAGAAACAUUUGGACACAGUGGAGAGGGAUUUCCUUGUCUUCAACAGGGAAAAGAGCAGACAAGAUGUUAAUGAGAACCUCACAGUGGAUCAAACCAAAGAACAAGACGAGGAUGGAAAAAACAAUAAUGUGCAGAUCUCAUAACCUCUAGAAUUCCAACCGAUUCCAAUGCAGCCAUUGGGGUUAAGGACUGAUUGCUCUAGAACAGACUUAACUAAUACAUAGCACUCUCUGUAUAUAAUAGAGCUUUAUGUUACUGCUUGCGGGAAACGGUUGUCGAUAAAUUACAGACGAUUGCAAGAACUGUAUCGUUUCCAGAAAGUUCUUCAUAGGUUCUUCAUAGGAAACAAACGUGAUAAUUACAUGUUUGUACUACAGCGCUGAAUCUCACCUUCAUAUAUUUAUUUUUAACUUGAAAUAUAUAGAUAUUUACUUUUUUAUAGACUCAAGAUAACGAUGCAUCUUAAUGUAGAUACAUCUGUAUGAAGAAUUAAUUUGUAGAUUA
Molecule: messenger RNA, 1655 nt
Organism: Spea bombifrons (plains spadefoot toad)
Lineage: Eukaryota; Metazoa; Chordata; Amphibia; Anura; Pelobatidae
Gene: STK32A
Product: serine/threonine kinase 32A
Exons: 12
Coding region: 107-1294 (395 amino acids)
Biological process (GO): regulation of signal transduction; G protein-coupled receptor signaling pathway; protein phosphorylation
Molecular function (GO): G protein-coupled receptor kinase activity; G protein-coupled receptor binding; ATP binding
Source: RefSeq, a predicted model, not a curated record